This is a messenger RNA of Chaetomium globosum CBS 148.51, 552 nucleotides long. RefSeq lists its product as uncharacterized. Lineage: Eukaryota; Fungi; Ascomycota; Sordariomycetes; Sordariales; Chaetomiaceae. Gene Ontology annotation, biological process: mRNA splice site recognition. Gene Ontology annotation, cellular component: cytosol. The record is from RefSeq and is a predicted model, not a curated record. The transcript is spliced from 4 exons. The coding region runs from base 1 to 552 and encodes 183 amino acids. Gene Ontology annotation, molecular function: mRNA binding.
AUGGCUGAAUAUACCGCUACCGGCCCCCCGGGCGCUGCCACUAACGGCUCGAACAUCAACGGCAACGGCGAUGCCAACUUCGCCCCCCCCGCCCCUAUGCCCAGCUCCAACGAAGCUGCCAAAACUUUGUGGAUGGGCGAAAUGGAGGGUUGGAUGGACGAAACUUUUAUUAAGAACAUCUGUCGCACUGUCCUUGGUGAAGAUGUCCAGGUCAAGGUCAUCCGUGACCGCAACUCCGGGGAUGACCGGGGCCCCGAAUAUAGCAUCUUUGUGGGCGACCUCGGCCCGGAGGUCAACGAGUUCGUCCUCGUCUCAUUGUUUCAAUCUCGGUUCCCAUCUUGCAAAUCAGCGAAGAUCAUGACCGAUGCCAUGACUGGCCAAUCCCGCGGUUAUGGCUUCGUCCGGUUCAGCGAUGAGUCAGACCAGCAGCGUGCGUUGGUCGAGAUGCAAGGCGUAUACUGCGGCAACCGCCCGAUGCGCAUCUCCACGGCAACCCCGAAGACUCGUAUGGCGGUCACGGCCAAGCCCAGGCCCAAGGUGGCAACCAGAUGA